This is a messenger RNA of Silurus meridionalis, 1440 nucleotides long. RefSeq lists its product as uncharacterized. The record is from RefSeq and is a predicted model, not a curated record. Bases 406 to 1305 code for a protein of 299 amino acids. The transcript has 3 exons. Lineage: Eukaryota; Metazoa; Chordata; Actinopteri; Siluriformes; Siluridae.
GGAUUCCCCUGCCACGCCCCCCUCGGCCGCUGUCAGAGAUGCACCCUGCCACGCCUUCCUCGGCCGCUGUCAGAGAUGCACCCUGCCACGCCCCCCUCAGUAGCUCUCACGGUGCCUCAUUAUCCCGUGCCUGCCCGAUCACCGACAGCGGUGACUCGUUAGGAUUCAGACUAUAUAGACUCACGUUCUCGAGUCACAGGCUGUUGGUUCUUGUAUUGUCAUGCUGGUGAUACCCGUGGCUGCUCGACCGCCAGCAUUCCCCGCUGGUUCCGUUUUCCCAUGGAUUACUCUUAGCCGCUGCCGUUUACUUUCGUUUCGACUCCAGGUUUUGGUUUGGAUUGCUCGUCUCGAGCGGACAUUCUUGUUUGUUUUCUCGCCUCGGCAGCAGAGUGACAGCUCUGUAUUAUGACCAUGUCCGUGUCUCCUUCAUUAGGAGGUAAAGAUCUUGGACUCAAAAGUACUUCUUUGGUCGGCAAAACUUCAUCCUUCUCCAUCAUGAGCGAGAUAAAAAACUUCACAGUGUCCUGUCUGGAUUUGGAGACUUUCCUCUUGGCGAGGGUGAAACUGCGCCAGGAGGGAUUUUUGGAUUCCAACAUGAAAGCCAGUUUGGAUUUUGCGAUUCAGACUCUGGAGAAGUUUCCCAUCUCUAAACGCCGUGACGUCUCUCUCACACUUGAAGGUGAUCGUCAGCUGGUUCGCUUUACUGCUGGGAACCCCGUCCUUCUGUAUAUGGUGCGUUCUGGUCAGAAAGGUCCAGAGCUCCAUCAGAAGAUUCCGGUCGGGCCUCGUCUCAUUCCCUCGUGCCUGAGCGAGUCUCACUUUGCCGGACACUGCUGCAGAGACGAGCUGGAGAGCUGCAUGAAUCAAGCUAGGCGAGUUUUAAGCGCCGAAAUCGAGUCUAACCCAUCGUGUCAGAGUGAGCUGGAGCUGAGGAUUGUAUGCGGUGAGCUUCGGAUGACUUACGCCACCCAGCAUCCCCAGCGUAGCCUUUUUGUCCAACCUCACCGCCGAGUUUUCUUCGGCAAAUUACUGAAACUGGAAAAGCUCCUGGAGACUAAAACGCAUUUGGAGAGAAGCGGUGAGAUGAAGGAAGGUCUGCUGGCAUGUUUUCAGCACCUGCUGAUCAACUACAGCCAGUUUCAAGAGGAAAACAUCCGUGUCGUCAUUCAGAGCGAUGGAGAGCUGAUGGAGCUGGUCUGCGGCCGCAACGACUACCACAGCACACAGCACUACAUCUUCACCGAUGGACAGAAUCGAGCUUACAGCCACAGGGUUCAGGACAUGGAGCUGUGGGAGUAUGAAUAAAGGGAAUAUCACCUAGAGCUAGCUAGCUAGCUAGUUAUCAAGAUUUUUGCCCCCUUCCUGAUUUCUUAUUGUUUUGCAUGUUUGUCACACUUUAAUGUUUCAGAUCAUCAAACUGAUUUAAAUAUAAGUAAAAGA